AUGCCAUACAGCCCGGACCAGUGGAAUGCACCACAAGGAGGAUGCUACUUUCCUGUUGGAAUUUCUGCAAUUCAGAUGUUGGCUAAUCGCACGUGUUUCCGAGAUAAGGAUUCUGUUCUUGCCCUUGAUGAAGAUUCUACGAAGAAUUUCUUCCUGAUGGGUGUGUUCCCGUCGAAGACUAAGUUUUGGCUGGGAUUGCAGUACAACGGUGACCAAUGGGUUUGGCCAGGAGGCUACUCAGUGAGUUUUAUCAACAAGUAA
Messenger RNA from Cooperia oncophora, 261 nucleotides. Lineage: Eukaryota; Metazoa; Nematoda; Chromadorea; Rhabditida; Trichostrongylidae. The record is from the annotation of a GenBank genome assembly.